UGCGAUGGCUAUGGAGGAGAAUUAGACUGGGGACUUUGCAAAGCAUCCUACUGAUGUGAUUAAUAACGUUAAAUGACUGCCAUGCAUUGACUCACGGCGGUAUGUAGUGUAAGGCCUUUGGGAUUAUUAUCUUCUGGUCGCGGGUCGGAUUCGGUAUUUUUUUUAUUUUGUGUUGUUUGUUUUGUUGGGUGGUUUGAUGUGAUGUCGGGCCCGUGGCGCUGCGUUGUAUGUGAAGUCACUCCCUAGAUGUGUAGCUUGUGGUUACAACACUGGUAGAGCUGUCACUGAAGGUGUUGCUGUGUGAACAAUGCACGAGCGAUGUCUGAUGUUGAGGCCACGUAUGCAGACUUCAUCGCCUCCGGCAGGACAGGACGCAGGAACGCCAUGCACGACAUUCUGCAGAGUCCCACCGACCCCGAGGGACGAGAAAUGCCCCUCACCCUGUCCCUGUCCCAGCUGCACAUCAACGCAGGAGGGGGAGAUGGAAACGACACUGAGGACAGCCAGAGCUCUUCUUCAUCGACCCACAGGGAGGUGGAGCAGAGGAACAGCUAACCUGCCACACACUCCUGCCAGUGGACACAGAGCUGCAAGAUGGAUUUCAGCUGCCAUUGUGAUGAAGCCAGUGGUCCACAGUGGUCUGGUAGCUGGAGGGUAGCACCACCACUGCUGAGGUGCCUAUAAACAGGGCACUGACCCCACUAAAUCCACUGUAGAGGCGCUGUGCUGUGCUGCGAUGUGAUCACCCAGUGCUCUCAUGUCCCUGUGGCUCUGCUGUGCACUAGAAUAACAGACUGUUGGCAGGGGUGUAUUUCAGAGUUGGAGUAAGCAGAGAGUCAAAUCUGUAGCUCAUGUACAGCUGAUUUUACUUUCAGUCUUAGUUACUAAACACACAGGCUGGAUGGAUGGAAUGAAAAAAGAAAAUAGAUGUGAAUUUGUAGUUGUGCAGGCAAUUUGUAAGACCGCUGAGACGUGCUGAUGUAAUGGGUCACAGUGGGAGUAGCAUGUUUGUAGUGAUGCUGAUAGAGAUUAUAUUGCCAGGUAAUGGCUUGUGCUUCCUUUGAAUUGACAAUACUUUGGAGGGAAUUGGACUACUCAACUGUAGUGAAACACCAUGAAUAAAAACACUGGGGUUUGGUUACUUUAUCUGUUGAAAGGUGUGUUCACUAAAUCUGUUGUGUUUGAUGGACAAAAUCCAGUCAAGUGUGAAACUGGCUUGUACUGUAGAAAGCAGCAGACUGGUUGGUAAUAUGACACUGUUAUGUUGACCAACAGCACUUAAUAAUGCCGUACAUUUACAGUGAGUACAGUAGGAACGACAUAUUUCAAUGGUUCAGUGGUUAAAAGAAUGAUGAUGGUGUACUAUCUUUUAAAAUGUUGAUACUUUUUAAAAAAGAAAACACUUUUCUAAUGAUGCCAUUAUGUAUAAUCACAACCUUAAAGGAGCAGUUUUAAAUUUUGGGAAAUACUCUACUUGCUCUACUUAUUACUUGCUUUCUUGCCAAGAGUUUUGAGAAGACUGAUGCCACAGGUUCCCACGGGUCCUUGAAAUCCAAUCAAGGCCUUGAAAGUUUUUAAAAUUAGACAUAAAUAGACUUGGAUCAUUUAAAGUGUUCGAAUUUAGAUAUUUUGCCAAAGAAUAAAUGUCGAAGUUCUUUUGAUAUGGUCUGCCAUUACUGUUAGGUGGGAUUUAUACUCGUGCUGCAGACCUACGCACGUGGCCAACACUGUUGUGGGCAUUUAUACCUCUGCGGUGGUGUGUCUGUGUCACUCUGCAGUUACACCUCAAAAACACUGGUCGGCGGUGCUGUAAAGUUUAGUUG
Epinephelus lanceolatus (giant grouper) is the source of this 1823-nucleotide messenger RNA. RefSeq names its product cAMP-dependent protein kinase inhibitor alpha-like. Lineage: Eukaryota; Metazoa; Chordata; Actinopteri; Perciformes; Serranidae. Gene Ontology annotation, molecular function: cAMP-dependent protein kinase inhibitor activity. The record is from RefSeq and is a predicted model, not a curated record. Gene Ontology annotation, biological process: negative regulation of protein kinase activity.